GUAGUUAAUUUUGGUUUAUUGUUGGCCUCUGUGUGUACAAUACAAUUGGAUGAUUUUGGUUUGCUAUCUCAUCGUGUAGAGGAAGAAAUAAAAAUGGUGAUGUGGGUAUUUGGGUAUGGUUCUUUAAUUUGGAAAGCCGGCUUUAACUACGAUGAUCGAUUUGUUGGUUUUAUUAAAGGCUAUCGCCGUGUCUUUUACCAAGGCAGCACUGAUCAUAGAGGGACUCCUGAGUAUCCAGGCAGAACUGUCACUUUAGAAUCUGCUGAGGGUGAAGUUUGUUGGGGAGUUGCAUACAAAAUCUCUGGUAAGGAGGAUGAAGACACUGCACUGACGUAUUUAGAAGUGAGGGAGAAGCAGUAUGAUCAGAAAGCUUAUGUCGAUUUCUUCACUGAGCUUACAGCUACAACUCCGGCUGUAUCAGGAGUAAUGCUAUACAUAGGAUCAAAGGACAAGAAGCAUAACAAAAAUUACUUGGGGCCUGCACCUCUUGAAGACGUGGCCAAACAAAUAAUCCAGGCAGAAGGACCCUCAGGACCUAACAGAGAUUAUCUUUUCCAUCUUGAAACGGCCCUUCUUCAAAUUGGAUGCGAGGACAAGCAUGUAAUGGAUCUUGCAAAUGAAGUGAGACGCAUUCUUUCAGAUAGGGAGUAAAGAGAGUUAAGUUCCUAACACUACAAAAGAUGGCCACAAAGAUUUGAAUACUACAACAGAUAAAAUAAUGGGCUCCUCAUACUAUUAUGUUAUCCAAAAACAUAAAUGUUGAAAUGAACGACAAAAUUAAUGUUUAUAAAAAUAUAUCAUUAUAAUUUCAAAGCUUGAAAAGUUUACAUGAA
Molecule: messenger RNA, 833 nt
Organism: Mercurialis annua (annual mercury)
Lineage: Eukaryota; Viridiplantae; Streptophyta; Magnoliopsida; Malpighiales; Euphorbiaceae
Product: gamma-glutamylcyclotransferase 2-3
Exons: 8
Coding region: 94-651 (185 amino acids)
Biological process (GO): glutathione catabolic process
Cellular component (GO): cytoplasm
Molecular function (GO): gamma-glutamylcyclotransferase activity; glutathione specific gamma-glutamylcyclotransferase activity
Source: RefSeq, a predicted model, not a curated record